UUCUUAUUCUUCGUGAUAUUCGAGAGCUUCGUCUUCAUCUGGACAACAUGGGAGUACGAAACCCAAAGAAAAGCUGAGCAAAGCGAGUUUUCAGUGUUCACAUUUGUAAGGAUGAAGAAUAGACUACAUAGACAAAAAAUGUAUGUUUGAGGUGGGAGCGGUUACGAGAGCAUCGAAUUGAUUGUUGUGUUCCACCACAUGAAGAGAAAGAGUAGAUGAAUCACGAUCGACUAAAACUAUCUGAGACAACUCGGCUUCCAUUCGGUCGAUCCUCAUCGUGUAGCAGCACAACUAGAACUCGAUGAUCCUCGGUAGUUCUUCAAGCAUCAUCCUCAUCGACGUUUCGCUUUCGUGCAGUUCACAAAGCUCCAGGAGCCUCGGUCCUGAUUCAAUUUUCCCUUUCGUCGCUAUGAACCUCCCACACUCACCCCAUUGUGAUAAUGAAGUCUAAGUAAGUAACUACAUAUCGCUACCUCUAGGCAUAGGUUCUUGUUCAUCAACAGGCUACACGUCGAUAUCUAUGUGACGAAAUGAUGCAACCUCUUUCGUCGGAACACAAUAAUCAGUUGCAAAUUUUCUACUCCAUGAUGUACUUCCUGUUUAAUCCCAAACCUGUAGUCUCAUGUUGAUCACUGAAGAUACAACCUUUCAUCAUAGACCCAAAGAACGUAAACAACCCAAAAACAUCAAAAUCCACUUCGCAUAAAGCAAAAAUCCAAUGCCGAUGGUUCGUCUGCCACCUUCUCCUGGAAUGAGAUGAGGUGGCCUGCGAUUUGUUGCCUAGCUGCUUAUGCGGCUGGCGCUGGAACCGAACAGGUCCUACGAGGUUCCAGCUCUAGUUCAGGCAGAAAUCGAGGAGCACAAGGAGGAGAUCUACAACAUCCACAUCACGAACACGAUGACCACCAACAUCAAGAUCAUUCACCUUUUUCACACAAAGGACGCCAUCUUUCGGCACCAUCAAAACCGCCGUCGUUGCGAACGUACUACGAAUAUGAGUACUACCCGGACGAAGAUGGAAUGCUGUGGUCCCGUGUCGUGGGGACGAACAUCAAGGAUUAUGCGAUCAACAUCGCAAAAGAAUUCGUGCAGGUGCAGAGCGACUCGAAAGUUUCGGUGACGAAAGUUAAGGCAAUAAAGAAAUUAUUGGCAAUCGCAAUCAACAUGUACGAGUACGCACCUCUACAUGCUAGUUGUACCUAUCCAUCCUUUGACUCAGCUGCCUCAGAACAUUUUUAUUUUCUUGGCUUCCUUCAAGCUUCACGUUCAACAUCAGUAAAAUUAAGUAUAAGACGAAUAAAUAAACUACAUGUUACUGUUAGUUUCUUCUCGUCAUCGUCUAAGCUCAGUAUUAUAAAUUUAAGUAAGACGAAAUAUACUACGUACAUCAUGUUUCUUCUCGUCUAUGAUCUCUAAGAAACACGUCGACGGGAGGAGAGAACGUCAAUUGCAGCAAGUGGAUCGGCCGGGUCCAGGUGCACUGACUGUCGAAGUUCGAGCGGCGACUUACAGAGCUGAACUACUGUUAAGGCUAGAAGAAAUCCAUCCUCACAGGCAUCUUGUUCCCGUUUCUCAAGGGAAAAAAGACGGAAGAUGCCGCUGAAGAUGGAUUUCUUCUAGCUCUAAUACUGCAGUGUGUGGAAUUCAGCAGUGUGUGUCCUGCGUCCUACAGCGAAGCAUGCCACACCUUCGCCUGGAAUUCGACGAGCGCGAUCUCCGCGGGAAUUCAGCAGGCGAUAAGGAAAGAGGAAAUUAAUGAGGUUUUACUUCUUAGUAGUAUUUUACCAUGAAGAUGGAUGAGUUUGAGGAAGUGUGGUGAGUAGAUGCACUUAGAAGAUAUUGUCACGACAGAGUAUUCUUGUUUAAGGUGAUGAAGGCUGCGUUUGAUCUCCAUUUAAAUUUUAUCACCACGACUAACAGGUCCUCAAAAUCGGCAUGCGUGCGAUGAAUUGUCGUCGUCCUAUUGGUGUCCUUGCCGUCACUGCUGGUCUAAAGACCAUGCGCUCACUUCUUUACACAUGGACCAGAGAAGGCACGUACAAGUGCCACACGCAACAUCUUGCUAGCAACCUCGAUGCUAGUGGCAAUGUGAUCAAUGCCAAGGCAGCGAUGGUCACUAGUAUCAGAGCAGUUGCCAAUAUCGCACCCUUCACGGAGAUUCCGUUGUACAAAAAUGCGACUGGUGACGCGACCGGUACGGUGGCUUUGUCUGAUGGAACAUUAACCGGAUGGAACGGAGCAGCUGGAGGCCUCGACAUGGUUAACAGUUGGGACGUCGGUGGCUGCGGUACUCUCGCCACCUGUGUCGACGUCUACAAGAAGGUCAUGCUGGUGUACGACAACAGACCAGGAUCCUGUUGGACCCGCGAACAAGCAAUUCCAGUUGUUGCAGAUGUGAACACACCCAACAGCUUGCUGCUGAAGUGUGCACAGUCGUUGUUCCACUUGCUUCAUCCGAGGAGUGAAGGGACGUACCUGAAAUAUCCGUUUGAAUUGCGAGAUGCCUUGUUGAAUGAAGAAGUGCUGUUCACAUGCGGCAACACGUAUUUGGACGUGGCGAACGACGUGACGCGUUCAUUUCCGGGUUUGUGUCCGGAAGGCGGCGCAUGUACGGUUUUAGGAGGAGCGGCCAGCUACCAAGCACCAUCUGCUUUUGUCGACGUGAACGGGAUUUGUGGUCACGACAGCAGUGUCACAGGAUUGCCACAAAGGAAAGACUACAAUGAUUAUGACAGGCUUACAUUUUUAUAUUACAUGAUUAUGAUAGUCAGAUACAUUUCUUUUUACUUUUCCUAGUUAGGUUGGCUCCACCCAUAUUAUAAAUAGUCAUAGUGGUCCUGAAGAUCCUUGACGAGUGCUAUUAUCAACACCUGAGGAAGAUUUGCAUUUGCUAGUCACGGAUUCUCGACUUUUUCUCUCACCGAGAAAGAGAAUGAAUUCUUGCUAUUAUAAUUAGUACAAGACAUCGUAUUAAAUGAAAUUUUCUUCUCCCUCUAACCCAUCCCCACCGGUGGCAUGUACGGUUCCUCUCUCGUCACUCAAAACUGGGCUAGAACCAUUCUCGAUAUCGCAAUUUCCCACAUUGAUCCAGAAGGUUAUCAAGCCGUUCAACGUGCCGAAGCCAGUGCUUGGGGCAAUCUCUUCUUCACCAGAGAGUCCUGGAUGGAUUGUCAUUCGGCUGCCAGCUACUACUUUGCUGCUGGGGUGAACAUCCUCCUCUUCAACCUACGAGGAACGAAUCUCCACAAGAGUAAGAGUCGUAUCGAUUUUAUGAAACGAAAAAGUGCACUCAUACUCAAGAAAUUGGCUAGGAUUUAAGUAGGAAAAUAGCCACUUUUUCUGAGUGCUGUGAGUGCACUUUUUUCUUUCAUAGAUUUGCGGACCCAGGAUCCUAACCUGUGGUGUUUGGCGAUGCGCUACUUCCCGUUCGACAAUCCGUGGACGAGUUGUCCGACCACUCACGCACACUCGCACUUGGGCGUUAUUGCAGAGGAAGCGAAUGGGGAGGCAGUGAAGAGUGUGGAUUGCAAAGCAGUGUUAACUUAUGGUCAACAUUUAGUUGUGUUCUCGUGAAAUUAUACAAGGUCGUAAAAUAAGGGACCACCCCAAGAUGAAAAGGGACCCGGCCGAGAUGCAAUCGAGUCGCAGACUCUAAUCAACGAUUUUGGGCAUCAGGCAGUUUGGACCGCCAAGUUCUCAUGGUAUUGCGAUGGGUGGAGGAACCAACUCCAGUUACUUGGAGCCGAUCCACGGUACUGGCAAGAACACCGAAGCAGCCUAUGCGUCAUCCACUGUUGCUGCGGCAGAAAAAUGCAACCCAGAAACCGAAAACGCCUUGGAUUCGAGCAAUGCAGUACAAUUGCUUGUUCCGAAGACCGUCGCCAGAUUGUCAAAGAAAGUCGAUACUGAGGAAUGUGCCGUUUUCCAGUCACAGUCGUUCACUGGGACGGCGCCAAAUGACAAGUACGACAUCUGCAGACCCUACAAUUCGAAGUUCGAUGCAAAAUUUGCGUUCUCGGAUGAAUUCGGGAAUGCUGACUACUACAUCAAAGGCGUGCAGCACAUGAUAAACACGGAAGGCCCAACGGCCUUGGCGAAAUCGGCGCUGGCGGGAGGGGCGGUAAUAGAUAUAGACUUUUGUCCACUUAUAUUUGUCGAUUCAUAUCCUUCUCACUACUACAAGCUAAUAAUCAGACGUGGAUUGUAAAUUGUUUUCUCUUGUUCUUGAGUACUUAGGGGAGCACUUUUUUAUCUUCUCCAUGAAUUUCUAGUCUUUCUUCUUCCACUCCUUCUAUUUCUUCCAGUCCGAAAUGGGUUUCUACCAUGCUGCUGUGAUGGAACGCAACGCCACUCGGCACCCCUUUCUCUAUUUCGUCGCUUGUUCUGGGCCUCAACUACGCGGAUUGUGCGGUUACUACCUGUAUUCCGGUAUCGCAACCGGCGCCACAGCCACCGAACGAUUUGGCAUCACGCAAGGCUCUGACAAUUCCGCUUACGCAGUUGUGUACCGACAGAUGCGCGGCAGUACAUUCAUCGACCAGUUGUUCGGCGAGAGGUGGACGGUUGGGUCACCGGGAGGCGGAGACUCGAAUCCGUUUUUGAACGAAGCGACUGUUGAGGGCUAUGCCAAGUUGGUGAAGUCAGCUACGGGAGCACAAGCAGUGCAUGUGCAUCGGUUUGUCUACGACCGAUAUGGUGUCACGACAUCCGGAGCGGCACUGGGCCAAGACGCGCACCUCGAGAUUGAGAUUUGGGGAUUGCCGAAUCUCGCUUACGGGUUGCAGCAAGGCCCCUUCGAGCUGGACCAGAUGAAGCAUGACACUACCAGACAGCAGAUCGCCACAGCUUUGAGUCUGUCGAGUACCAACUUCGUCCAUCCUUUGGAUGCCUAUCGUGGCCGGUUGGGAGCGGGAGAUCAGCACAAGGGAGGCGGGAAGUCGCCUGUGAAGUACUUCAUGGACGAACUGGGAUUGCCGGAUUCCUAUUCUGGCAUCGUCAAAGAACCGAUGGAUGAGAGCUACACAUGCAACACGCAGACGAGAGCUAAGAUGUGCAGUUCGGACGACCAAUAUGCAGGGAGCGUCACGAAUUUGGGUACUACUUUUUAAUAGAGGACUUACGUGAUUUGAUUUUUGUUAAUAGACUUAAUACGUGAUUUGAUUGUUCAGUUGUAGAUGAUGAUGAGUCUUGAUUUCACGUAAGUAGAUGAUAUGUUGUUCUGGUUAAGAGUCUCGAAAAGAACAAUCUAUCAUGUUGAGAUCUACUUUUACAUUUUUUACUCACUCGAGAACUCUUGACCCUAAAUAUUUUUCCAACAACCACCUAGACCUACUCCAUAUCCAUUAUACCAGUUUUCGCACCUCUCUGCCGACAAUCGCAGAAUAGCUCAGCUGCGUUGGAUCUGAACUGUACUAGCAAGUGCACAAGUACCUGCGAUGGCGUGUGGCCUGGCUUCGACAUUCGUACUGGCCUGGCCAAAGAGGCAAGCAUGUUAGCUAAUUUCGCUCAUCAUGGGUUGGUGUCACACACCACUGCGACUCGAGCAUUGGAAGGUGGAGCUGAGUUUGGUCAUGAUGAUGAGCAUCAAGAUGAAGAUGGAGCACAAGCCGACAAGGGCCGUGCUGGGAAACCGCAGCAGACAACUCCGACAACCCGGUACUCGCUCGCAACGCUGCGCGAACUGCAAAGACAAGACGCGGAAGAACUUCGUAGAAAGGUGGAACGCAGCAAUCUCAAGCGCGCUGACAUCGACCGGUUAAUCGCGGCUGCCCAGUACUCUCGAGAGGCGCGCUUCUUGGCUGCGAAGUUCCAACGAGAACAACUGGGACCUCGUUUCGCCAUCGUCGAAGCACGAACUUGGUCUACAGACCUCGUCUCAGCCGAUGGCGACGUUGAAUCCAAGCACCACGAUGCAGACGCUAUGGCCAGCAAGAUUUUGGGGUUGAAGAACUUCUUGAAGCCUAAGAACAAGGGAUCAACAACUUCGGGAGGCUCAUGGUGGAGUAUGCCUAUUUUUCCUAGAAGUGCUCCUGCAGAGGAAGAAGACCCUAAAAAUGAGGAAACUGAACAUCGUCAACUCGAUCACGUUGAGAUCCCUAAACCGCAUCUACUCCGUUCCUACGAUUGGUACGUUGACCCCAUCCACUUCAUCGAACAGUUCACUUUGACAGAGUUGACUGGUUGGACACAUCCUACGCAUCACAAGGACACAACUUCCAUGUUGGUCUACGAAGCACCGGCUAAUCGAUGGCGUCUGAUCAUGGGCGAAACGAUCACUGUCUAUGACCAAGCAAAGACGGGAAAAAUGACGUUCGUCUGCUCUGGCGGAAGCGCGAGCGAGGUUGACCCCUGUCUAUCGUCGAGCUUGGACAACUGGGUGGCGUGUGACGAGACCUACAUGUGCAAUAUGGAGAGUUCGCCUCAGUGGCAAUUACCGGCUUCUAACGAACGCGACAAAUUUGCAGAACAAUUGUCGACUGAGAUCACGAGCAGCGGAUUGUCGCUGAGUGGUACUUAGAAUCACAAGAUCAGUUAUUAAAUUUCACUAUAGUAACUCUGAUGAACCUUGCUGAACCUUGGUCUUGGUGCUGCGUCUAAAAAGUACUUCUUUGCAAUGAAUGUUCUUGCACUAAAAAUAGAAGACGCGCGACGUCUACAACUUCUUUGCAAUGUUGAAUGUUGCACUAGUAGAUGAAAUAGACGCAGCUCUUCAUCUCCCAUUCCAGGCUCUUCCACCAUCGCAACGCAGAAGGACUUUUUCAAGCCAGAGUACAAGCAAGACGAUCAAGUUGCGCAGUGUAAGGAAGCUCCACGUCGCUCCUCAAUGCUUCACCCAAUGGUCACAACGAAUCAAGUAAGCAAAGCUUGGGUGUUUCAGCUCGAAAACUGUGGUUUUCCCGGUGUGGAUGGUCUCUACGUUUACUCGCCUGGCACUAUGCGGUAUCUGGCAAGACCGAUCGCGGACAGAGCGGCUGGGGUGGAUGGAGGUAACGCUGUACACUAUAGAAUACCAUAGGUUGAUGUUGUACUAGAUUUGCUGUCCUGCGGUGCUUCGUUACUACUCUAGUACUUAGACUUUUCUGGACGAAGAGAGAAAUUGAUGGUCUUCGUGGAAAUUUUAACUAUAAAAAAGUAUUACAUUUACAAGAAUUCUCAAGAAUCAGUAAGAACUAAGACUAGUAUGAACACUCUUUCCUUCUAAAACUUCACUACAAUCACACUCUUUCCAGCGGUCGGCGCCGUCACUCACUUCUCUCGAGUCACCACGCGGUCCAACACUGUUGGCGUGCAUACUGGUGUCGCAACACUUCCGACGCAUGCAAAUAGAGACGGAGUCCACGGACUGGACAGAAUCUAUGAGCAGGUGAACGGCACAAGCAUGGUGUACUAUGAUCACAUUCGACACAGGUGGCUCCUGCUUGCAAACUUGACAGGUCAAGUCAAUCCUUGGGAAAGAAAUUUCCAAAGUUUUGAGGAGAUCCCGAGAGGCAGCUGGGAUUUGGGAGAUGGUAAUCUUGAGCUUGGUGGAGUUGGAUGUGAUUUGAGUAGAUUGAGAAACCAUGAUCACGAGGACGGGCAGAUACGAUCAAUCUGAACAAGAGCCAACUGAUAUUACAUGAACAUGGAACGUAUUCAUUAUAAUUCAUAAAAACAAGUAACAAAAUCCUGCACUCACUCCAACAACCUUCACAGCUACCGCUCCGCUCACCGCCCCCGUAACUGGUGUCAAACUUCCUUCCAAGCACUACUCUUCUUACCCGAUGACGCAUGAGCGAUGGAAACCAGACGGACGAGAACCCGGAUACGGUUACAUGGGUUACAUGUUUCAGGGACAUCCUGGCCUUCCCGUCCUCUACAGCUGUAACUCCAAAGUCGGCUACGACGCUCUCUGCAGCACAGGGUGGCAGGCUGAGCACAGACAAGCUGACGGCGUGAGUGCUCCCACUGUGACGAUGCAUGAGGGGCCGCCUGCAGUUGAAGCGAGUGAAUCGCCGUGGAAUCCUGCUUUGGCGGGAGAUACGACCUAUCCAGCCAUCAUGAUCGUGACCAUGAAGAAGAUGCCAGCAACAUCUCCAAGCUCUUCAGGCUCUUCUUCUUCCUCUUCUUCUUCCUCUUCGUUUUUACCACUCUCCGAGCAACUUUGCUCGCACGAGUCUCUUCGCACACACACCGGCAUGUCCUCGUCCUCCAACUUGCGACCGUACCAACAGUACCUGCGUUGCGCACUUGCUUGGCUGCCUGGGAAAUACGUCAGGAUUGGCAACGCGCCAUUUGGCAACGAGAUCUAUUCGAAAUCACCCACGUGGCAGCUGGUCCACCCGGCUCUGCUGGCUAUGGGGUUGAAGCCCUGGCUCCUCCAAAUAGAUCCGAACAAGGCUGCUAGCUCUACACCAGACACCUACUACUUCCGUCAACCGACAAUGUGCCCGAGUGUGUCGCCUGUACUCAAGUUGAGCAUGCUUUUGUUAUCUUCUGUACGAGCUCUUCAAGUACAGGGUCUUUACUAAAAAUGCUCAUCUACCUCAUUAUUUAUUAAUAUUAUUUUUGCAACUUCAACUUCAUCUUCUCGGGAACAUAUUUUUCCUAGUAAUCUCCUCAUCAGGGUUAUGAAUAUAUUCAAAAAUCGCUUCAACAUCACCAGGGUGGCCUCGUGAACGAUGCAGAUUGUUCUCCUUGCAACGCCGCUGAGGCUGAGGUGAUGCGGUGCCCGACGGAUCACGUGAAGACCCUUUGCACCAACAGCGGCAAUUGGCACGUGAGUAACCACAGUGUCUACUCUGAGUCCCUCAAGGCGCACAACGUGAAGCCCGUCAUUGCAGCAGACCCGGAUCCGGCUUACUACCUCUAUUCCGGUGUCUGGACAGAGUUCUUCGGCGUCUACAUCAGCUUGUCAUCGACCAACAGCCACGAACCUAUUGAUUAAGGCUCGUUCUUUCCGAAUUUUUGGAACAGCCUUAGAUUCAUUCUUCUUUCCGAGUUCACUGAUCCAUAGAUUCAUUCUUCGCCUUAACAGAAGUUGUGUCAAACUUUUUAGACGUCGAUUUAGGUGGGUUUAGGGUUGAGUUAGGGUUAGGGUUCCAUAUAAUAACAUCCCUGAGAAGUGACUCUUUUCCUAGUAGAAAAGAGGCCAGGGAUGUUGAUGUUCUGAAGAAUGUAAAAAUAAUUCCGUAGAAGCCUGCUCUAAAUUGACCCGUUGGUGAGGGACGUUUUGGGCUCGAAGAUUCCAGCGUCGUCUGGCGGAUCGGCGACUGGAUGGACCACUGUGCCGGAAAGCAGUACUUCGAGUUCCUCGAAUUCGAGUAGUACUACCGCCAGUGCUGGAAACUCCUUACUACAAGCCGUUUUGUUGUUGCAGGAUCGCUAUGGUGAAAAUAUCUUCAUCAAGGCGGUGACGGAGGCGAAUCCUCAACCCACAAUCCUGCUGUACAAUGCUGCUACACAGUUGUGGGAAUUACGCUACUUGUUCGAAGAACACACCUGCUUUGCGCCUGGCGGAACAUCUUCCCCUUUGGCGUCGACUUCGACAGAACAACAGUUGUGUUUGGAGGGGAAGCACGCGGGUGGAGCCUGCCAGUGCGUCACGCGAUUGACGAACGCCAGUCCAGCAGUUUACAUCUGUCUGUCUCCAGGAAAGGAAGUUGCGCCGUGCGGAGACGGCUGGCAAGUUCCGGCUCCAUGCUCGACUGCGAUUUUGAGAGCGAAUUUCGGCCACUCCUGCGAGUACGCACAGAGUUCUCCGCCACGCCUAGUCACGGUCCAAGGACCUCGCGCAACUCAAGGUACGCCAGUCGAGGCAGCAGACGCCACCACUACGCCACCACCAACCACCACACCGCCACCACCAACCACGACUCAAGAUCCUAGGCUGUUGAUCCGAUACACCAAUGACAUCGCGGUGCCUAUCAAAUUCGAAUUUUUGGGCGGCAAUAACGCGCAGGUGAUGUCUCCAGCUCAAACUGCCAGUGUGAUCAUGGCAGACUCAGCGUUGAAAGGUGCGCUAGAGAAGGGUUUUGCAGCCAGUGUGCAACUCGACGAAUCACGCGUGACAAUCACAUCGAUUGCAGCUGCAGCGAGUGCUCAUACUGCUAGUUCUUCUGCAAGUAGUGGUUCUUCUGCAAUCAAUUCCACCAGCAGACGAAGUAGAAAGCUAACUACCGAACAAGCGGCCGCGGAUGAAGCAAAACAAGUCGAAUUGGACGUCAACUACCAGAUCGUUACUGCCAGUAACGACGCAUCAGCCACUGGCUCGGUUGGCGGACAAAGCUGCGACGGACUGCCAACUUUGACUUGCAAUAGUCUAUUGCUGGCUACGAUCGACAGUAUCGACAUUGGCACUUUGACGACGCAGUUGGUCAUGGCAGUGAGUCUGAGCGGUUCAGAUUUGGCUCAGUCUAUGAUUGUACGUGAAGUGACGAAGGCGCCGACUGUGGGAACGGCAGAAUUCACGGAGAUGCAGCAGACCGAAGAUGAAUUGUUUGCGGCAAAAGUGCCUGUGAGACCAAUCUCGAAGAUGCAGAUUGCUUGGAGGGUACUUCAAGUUACCUAGUACCUAUAGUAAAAUUAUCACGUUAAUAUUGAAUUUGAAUGAUAUUUAUUUACGCACGUCAUUUCUCUUACCGUCGAAAUGAUUAUCAUUCUAACUAACGUCUACAUCAUCAACAACAGCACUGCCACUUCGAAUCAACAAAAGGAUCUCCACCCAAUUCACAUCAAUCAUACAGGUAACCAUCGUCCUUCGUUUUCUCGAUUGCAUGUCCGAGAUCGAGCUGAAUGCGAGUAACAACCUGAGGCAAGCUCUGCUUUUCAGUUUCCAGAACUCUUUGGACCGGAUUCCGAAUGCUAAUUUGUACCAAGAAGUUCGCACACAAAUUCAUUGUAUCACGUGCAGUACUCUGGGUUGCGGGUUCAUCAAUCGACGACGGUCUUUAGGCGAAAUGCUUUCUGGCAGUUGUUGUACGCGCAGUGGAGGUGUCUUCAGUCCGAAGACUGCUGCAUUGUCGUUUGGAGAAGCGGUAGUCUCUUGGGGACGAAGACUUGGAGCGGCUGUGGAGGAGACGGGAAUGAAAGCGGCGAAAGCAUUGGGAUUUUCAUCUGACCAAGUAGAAGAAGGUUCGUCUUCUUCAGCAGUUGCCACUAGUAGUACUUCUGACUUCUUCGAGCAAAACCCAAUGCGCGGUGUGUCACCAGCGCGCAGCCAUGCUAUCGCUACUCAGCGGAUCUACUCACAGGAUCCUACACCGGCACUAGUGCACGACGACCGACGAACGGAGUCAGAGCUGUCAGAAUCGCAGAAGUUGUCUCGGAAGGCUUCUCCAGCACGCCGACUACAGGAACAGCAAAUGUCUCAAUACCUCCACGUCGACACCUUGCUGGUCUAUCGUUCUGCUAGUGCAGCUUACGCAGCUUCGCAAGCACUGAAUGAGUACAAGGCGCCUUUUUCCGGCUUCCUCCUCACCAACCUCGGCAAUCAACUUCCAAUGGGUAUCUACAGCGUGGAGAAAGUCGACAGCGUUGGACCACCGCAACUAGGAGGCGGCGUUGUUGGUGAGUGGACUACUGCGAGUGCUAACAGACGCAUGGGUGGAGGUGGACUCCUGUUUGGUGCCUUCUUCGCAGGUUCUUUACUGAUGUUCAUUACAACUCAGUGGAGGACGUUGGAGGCGUCAUUGUUCGCUCGUCGUGCGUGAGCGCGUGAAGCUGGGGAUUAAAAAAGGAAAUCGACAUUUUUUGUAAAAAUGUUAGAAAAAGGAGUAGUGCAUUAGGUACUUGCUUCUUGACGAGUGGUGGUGUCGAGGUAAAAAAGAUGAAGUGCAUUAGGUACUUCAUCUGGGGGAAUGAUACUUCGGGGUUUGAACCAUCAGGGUUCAGGCUUGGAGGAAGUAGAGUUUUUUAGAUGUACAUACUACAACAACGAAAAGAUUGAUUGUUCAUAUGCGAUUGCCAUCAACGUAAAAACAUCAUGAACGUAUUAUGCAUAUUAAGGAUCGAUUUAAUUAUCUACAAGUACAACUGACUGAAAUGAACACCUCCCUUGAUGUGCAGCUACCUAGAAUGAAUUAGUAGUUUUGCGAUCGAUAGUAUCGAUAAGAUGCAUUACCUAGUACAAAGUUGCGUAUGUCCAACAUAGAACACAACAAAAAUGGCAGUGAUAGAGUUUGCACAGUAGAAAACAAGAGCUACCAGUAUGCACGAGAUCUCAAGCAAAAAUUUUCUGCAAAGUAACUCCAGUGAGCUAAAUAGCGUUGAGCAAUCACAUCCAUGUCUUCCAUGAUAAGAGCGUAUUUCCAAGAACAUUUUCGAACUAGACCGAUGAAACACAGAGACAAAGUUUCUUGACCUCAUAGACUACGUGACUCCGCGAGAAAUCCAAAUUUGAUGCAAACCUAUACCUAGUCCGAAAACAAAAUUUAACGUAACUAAGUGAGUAAGAGUAUGUUAUUGUUAAACUUCGUAGAAACGAUUAACGUAUCCAACUACUAUCUACAGAACAUCAUGUCUUCUAACCGCAUAUAAUUGUUUCAGGAAUAAAAACAACAAAAUCAUGAAUUCGAAUGAAGGUACCGCUAAAGACGGAGACCAAUUAUCAUGUGCAGAAAACCAACCUGAAGUUAGAAAUAUUCACAAACGUAGAGCUGAACUAAUCAUACGUUCCUAGAAGUCGAACUCGAAAUUAACGUACUGUGAGAAAUAGAAGCAGAACGGAACGUAAAAGACACGGUGAAAAUAGUUGUAAAACGGCUAAGGCCUCCUGCAUGUCAACAUAGAACACAAAUUACAUUCCCCGACAAAAUGACCUGCCGAAACAUCGAGGAUGACUCACCGCACCCUGUACAUACCUACUUCAACAAAUCCAACAAGAUUGUACCGCAAGAAAGAGAAUUGCAUGCCCAGGAUCUCCCACGACCCACAUUCCCGAUAAAGAAAAAAAAAAAACGAUCUGGGAUCUACGGGAC
Messenger RNA from Amoebophrya sp. A25, 12953 nucleotides. NCBI's taxonomy places the organism in Eukaryota, Dinophyceae, Syndiniales, Amoebophryaceae. The record is from the annotation of a GenBank genome assembly.